Molecule: messenger RNA, 4380 nt
Organism: Grus americana (Whooping crane)
Lineage: Eukaryota; Metazoa; Chordata; Aves; Gruiformes; Gruidae
Gene: HTR1F
Product: 5-hydroxytryptamine receptor 1F
Exons: 3
Coding region: 449-1549 (366 amino acids)
Biological process (GO): adenylate cyclase-activating adrenergic receptor signaling pathway
Cellular component (GO): plasma membrane
Molecular function (GO): G protein-coupled serotonin receptor activity
Source: RefSeq, a predicted model, not a curated record
AGAGGCGCGGAGCCCGCAGCCCUCCGGGCAGAGGAGCUGCCGGGGCGGCGCCGGAGCGCAGGCGGUGGAGUUUGCCCGGGCGGCUGGUGCCUCCCCUCCCCUCGUCGCGUUUUCUUCUUUUCAUUUUUGGCGGGGGGGAGCGGUGGCUGCGGAGGGAAGCGCUUUGCUCUCCGCGCUCCGGGGCCGGCGCCUGCCGCGGUGCGGAUGCGUGCAGACGAGUCCUCGUGAAAACAGCUCCCGACGUUUCCAAAAAAAGCCAAACCCAAACAAACCACCCACUUGGAUAAUUAAAACGGUUUUUGGCAGUAUCCAGUGUUGCUAAAGGUGAUUUAAUUUCUACUUCCAGUCCAAUCCCCAGGCUUCCUGGCACAGAGGCAGUUUUUCCAAGGCUAUUCCAAACACAGGAGAUGGUAACUGCUACUAGUAAAGAUCACCUUUAAAAAGGAAGAUGGAUUUAAUAAACUCAACUGAACAAAAUGGUACAUCAGAAGAACUAUUCAAAUGGGUGACAUCCAAGAUUCUCAUUUCCAUUACCCUGUCUGUGCUUGCACUAAUGACAACGGCCAUCAAUUCGCUCGUGAUGACUGCAAUAAUUGUGACAAGAAAGCUCCACCAUCCGGCCAACUAUCUAAUCUGCUCUCUUGCAGUGACUGAUUUUCUUGUGGCAGUCCUAGUGAUGCCCUUCAGCAUUGUCUACAUUGUAAAGGAGACCUGGAUCAUGGGGCAAGUGGUGUGUGACAUUUGGCUGAGCGUGGACAUUACGUGCUGCACGUGUUCCAUCUUGCAUCUCUCUGCCAUUGCUUUGGACCGGUACAGAGCAAUCACGGAUGCUGUAGAAUAUGCACGUAAAAGGACACCUAAGCAUGCUGGCAUCAUGAUUGCAGUGGUAUGGAUCAUAUCCAUUUUUAUCUCCAUGCCGCCUUUGUUUUGGCGGCACCAGACGACCAGCAGGGAUGAUGAAUGCAUCAUCAAACAUGACCACAUUGUUUUCACCAUUUACUCUACAUUCGGCGCUUUCUAUAUCCCGCUAGCCUUGAUUCUGAUCCUUUAUUACAAGAUCUACAAGGCAGCAAAGACAUUUCACAGAAGAAGUGUCAGCCGGAUCGUAAGGGAGGAGGUAAAUGGACAAGUCCUUUUGGACGCAGGUGAAAGAAGCACCAAAUCGGCUUCAAUGCCCAGCAUGGUGGAGAAGACAUCAGAUCCCCUGGUAGACUGCAAUAAAACCAAUAGCACCCUACGAAGCCCCAGAUCCGAAUCUAAGCACGAGAAGUCCUGGAAAAAACAGAGAAUCUCUAGCACAAGAGAGAGAAAGGCAGCAACUACUCUGGGUCUGAUCUUGGGGGCAUUUGUGAUCUGCUGGCUCCCUUUUUUCGUAAAAGAAGUAGUUGUUAAUACUUGUGAAAGAUGUCACAUCUCAGAAGACAUGUCUAAUUUCCUAGCGUGGCUGGGAUAUAUAAAUUCCCUUAUUAACCCUCUAAUCUACACAAUCUUUAAUGAAGAUUUCAAGAAAGCCUUCCAGAAGCUUGUGCGGUGUAGGCAAUAUCUUUAAGAGCUUAUGUCCAUGUAAGGAGAACAUACUCAUUGUUUUUUAACCUGUAUAAAUUUAUAUAACUGAGAUGACAUUUGUUGUAUUUAAGGAAAAGCACCAAGACUCUGUAUUUACAUUAUGACUUUUUUUGUAUCAGUAGUACUGGGAGCAUAAAUUGCCCAAGUUUUAAAGAGAUGGAUCAUCUGGGAUCAGUUUUGCUCUGGAAAAAGAGGUAGCAUAUUGUGGCUCUGAUCCAAUUGGGAUUUGCACAGCUGCCUAGCUUGAAACAUAAGGUAUUACUUUAAAUAUGAAUAUACACUUGAAGUAGACAAAGAAACAAUUUUUUUUAAAAAAGUAAUCCUCAGUCAUUAAUGAAAUUUUAAGUUUUAAACCCUAAUCGCAAAUAAGCAGACAGAAAAUAUAGCUUGGAAUUAAGACAUGAUUUUAUUAGUUUGGCACAGGUCUGCAGCAUACAGCCAAGCCAGUCCCAGCAAAGGGUAGUAGCUUUAAACAUAUCUAGCAUUGUCCUAUGUUGAUCAGCUGAGUGCACCUGCAGCCUCGUCUUCUCCUGUAGAUGAAGGACUUCCCUGUGUUAUGCCCUCACAGCACCCCAGCAGCAGGCAAGGUGCUUUCAUGAGUUACCAGUUUCACAGCAAGCCAGUGUUGGGGGACUUCUGCCAUUGCACCCCAGAAUGUGGGCAUAGCCCCAAGGGAAACAGCCAGACACAUCAUGCCUGGUGCCCUGAGACACCGCUGAAGUAGGGACUAGAGAGGGUAUGCUCCUAAAGAGCAGCUGGUCCUCCUAAUGGACAUGUUAGAAGGGAGAGAAGCAUGAGACACUCCUUUAGUUGUGUCCUCAUCCCUAUCUCACACACGUGACCAGGCAUGGCCCCUGUGACUUUCAGCACCAAACCCAGCCACCCAGUUUGUGCCAGGGCCCCCAGAGCAUUGCUGAUGGUGGGUGGCUUAGUGAGGUUUGGUUGAGGGCCACCUAAUGAAGAACUCGGGCUGACAGCUCUGGCUCACCAUGUUCAGCCCUCCAGCCCCAGAAGCCCAAUAUCCCUCAAGUCUUUUCUCGACUGCCUCAAGCACUUAGGCUGUGCACCCUCUUUCCAAGCAUGUGAGAAAGCAGAGACCGACCACGGUCCUGGCAGCGUGGGUCCCUGGAAAAGGCCGUGCAGCAGCUUCUCCAGUAAGGGCAUGGGGAACAACUUCCGUAUGCAGUGCCUCUGGGCAGGGGAUCCUGUGGGACGCUUGCUGGCUGGCACCUCCAAACCCCUCCUUCCCCCAGAGCAUCUAGUCCAUGUCCCCAGUCCCAGAAGAGCCAAAAGGACCUUGUAGGCACUCCAGCCAGCCCUGGGCAAUUUACUCCUGAGUGCAGAUGAGUCACUAAGAGCCACACCAGAACCCAGAGACGGGAUUUGCACUUUCCAGGACAAAUAGAUUCAGGCUGUGUCACUAAGACCCCAAAUUUUAAUUCACUGCCAGCCAUUCACACACAGAUUCAUACAGAUUGGUAGGGGUUGGAAGGGACCUCUGGAGAUCAUCUAGUCCAACCCCACUGCUACAGCAGGAUCACUUAGAGCAGGUUGCACAGGAUUAAUUUGCUGUCUAGCAGGAAUAGGGAUUUGAGGUUCCUUUCAGGAACUACGAACACCACUGUCAGCAGCAAGUCUGCUGCAAAGGUGCUCUGAUUUGGCACGUGGGCCAGCAGCUUAGGGACAUCACGAAGAAGCUGAGACAUGAGACCACUAUGCACACCCCUAGUUUGGGAAAGGUAUCACCCCUCUUUGCUCUUGCUCUUCCAAGAGGCUUUCAGUGGUUUGCAUUAGACAAGAAAACCCAGAAAGAAGCCAUCACUGUCAUUUCUCUCUCCCCUUAUCCCUCCCCUGUUUAACAAACUGUGGAGUUUAAUAAUUUUUGUAUUUUGCCCACUAGCUACCAGCUGACAGAACAGCUGUCAGAGGUGUUUCUUGCAAAAUGACGAGAUUUGAAACCUGAGAUAUUGGACUAAUUUGCUUCUGUCACUUGCAACUUACUGUGUUCUGCUUUCACAUCUAGGUCCAAACGAGAUGCUAUUCAGAAGUACCAGAAAUGGUGCAUUUGCUUUACUGUUUGUUUUAACCCAGCAAGGAAUCUAAUGGAAAGCUCACUUGUCAUGCUGUGUAGCUAUAGCGCAGCGGUAGCACAGCUAAAUUUUGAAGAUACUAGGAUGCGACAGAAUGGAAUUUGGCUCAUGCUCAGUGCAAGCUAGCGCACUUUAUUACCAUUGCAGUCAGAGCACAGCCUCUGCAGCCCCCGUGACCUCAGCAAUGGCUGCAUUAUGCUGAAAGAAAAAAAAAAAACAAAAAACCUGCUUUAAACAUCAGCUGUGCUCUGCUGUCUCCAGAAAGAGCCGUGGGAUUCAGCUUUCUAAAAAGAUUAGCAGAACGCAGCAAAGAAAACCCCACUGGAACAUUUAAGAUUGAAGAUGUCUAUUUCCCACAUUUCUUGAGUACUGAGUCAUAACGUCGGAUAUCUAGGGGCAGGACUUCCUCUCCCCCUGCUUCUCUCUUUAUGACUGCUGGAGGGUAGACUACAUUGUUUAUCCUCUCACACGUAAAAAGUUUGAUAAUAUCUUGUGAAAUCAAAUUGGAAGAAAAAAUAGGAGUUGCUUUUGAGAAGAAAAGAUACUUAAAAUACUCAUGUUUAAAUAAUAACGGAUAAAGCUCAAAGAAUGCAACAAUAUGUAGAUAAACAGAAAACAGCUGUCAUUUAUGCACUGUUAACAGUAUUAUACUCUGAAUCUAAUUAAGCUGCUAAAUGUUUCUCAAGACGCAGGGUGGUUUCUUUUGUGUUGUUUUCACUGUUCA